AUUAAGAUAAUAUUCUUCUCGUUCACUGUGACACAGAGUUCAACUGAGGAAGAAAAUACAUUGCGUUCUACGCUCGCUAAUUUUCGCGGGGCCGAAAAAUUCUUUGAACCAGAAACUAAAUCCAUACACCAACCCCAAUGCUAUGAGGCUCCGUAUCCCAAGUCCAGCAUCCAAACAGCCUAUCUUCAGAAUUGGCAGCUAUUCACGAUUCGUCUCAUCGAACACAUCCAAAAUGGCACCACCAACACCACUCCCCUACUCCCAAGAGUUUUCCAACACAGACGAAUACAUUACAUCUCUCCUAAACUUCUCCGCCGCCUCCACCAUAUUCCAAACCCUUUGCGGCGGCGUCCACAUCCUCGAUUUCUUCACGCGAGAACCGUCCCUAUAUCACACCGUUAUUCCCUCGGAAUGGCGCUCCUGGCUCAUGGCACGUGAUUCCAUGGACCUUUUGGAUUUCCUGAUGCGUGACGAUCUUGAUAAAGUCCGAGAUGACAACCCGCCUGAAAGUCUGAUCAAGUAUAUCCGUGAGAUCAGAAAACAUUCGCUACGGCGGACUGUUGAUAGUCGAAAGGACGAAGAAGGGAAAGCAGUGACGAAAUUACCGAGACAUGUCGCUGUAGGCAUGAUUCCGAAGAAAGUGCACGAAGUUAGCAAUUUCGCCGACUACGUUGUUCGAGUCGCUGAUUCCGUGGAGGAAACUACUGGGAAGGAAAUCACGCAUUUCGUUGAUUUCGGUAGCGGGCAGAAUUAUCUCGGUCGGACACUUGCAAGUCCGCCGUACAACAAGCAUAUUGUUGCUGUGGAGAGUAAGGAGUUGAAUAUCACGGGUGCGAAGAGCAUGGAUGUUCUUGCUGGUGUUGCGGAAAGGGAGAAGGUCAUGCGGAAUAAGAAGGUGUAUCGGAUGAAGCAGGAUCGUUUGGUGCCUACUGAUCAGCUGAAUGUCAAGGCGCUGAGGAGAGCGGCGAAGCCUGUGAAGGUCGCGCAGAAGGAGAACGAGGUCGAUAUGAGACCAAGUAAAGAUCUGGCUACUAUUUAUACGCCCGCUGAUGGCAAGGGGUACAUUCAGUACGUGGAGCAUGUUGUACAAGAUGGAGAUCUUUCAGAUGUGGUGGAGCAGAUCGAGAAGAUGAAGAUUGCAGCUCCAGCUGGCAAGUUACAGAUUGUCAACACGGGAGAUGAAAAUCCUGCAUUACCACAAGUCAUUGAGGAGUUUUCCAAGAGCGAGGAAACGCGUCUGAUGGCUAUUUCAAUCCAUUCCUGCGGGAACCUCUCACAUCACGGCAUCCGCUCCCUCCUCGUCAACCCCUCCGUCCACGCCAUCGCCAUCGUAGGCUGCUGCUAUAAUCUAAUGACCGAACGCCUCGGCCCACCGACCUACAAACUUCCGCUCCUACGUCCCAAUCUGCGCGCCAUCAAUGCCUCCGGCCAAGAGUCUGCAUCCUGCGAUCCGCACGGCUUUCCUAUGAGCGAAAAACUUUCAACCUAUAACACAGACGGGGUUAGGCUCAACAUCACAGCUCGUAUGAUGGCCGUCCAAGCGCCCCUGAAUUGGACUGAAAAAGAAAGCGAUUCUUUUUUCACCCGCCAUUUCUACCGCGCACUCCUCCAAAAAGUCUUCCUUGACUUCGGCGUCGUCAAGAAACUAACACCGAACCAAGAACCUGGCCAACCCUCCAACAACCUCGAGUCCACCGAGCCCGUAAUAAUCGGCUCAAUACGCAAAGGCUGCUAUGGUUCAUUCAAAUCAUAUUUGAGGGGCGCAUUGGAUAAGCUAGCUAAUGAUCCUGAAAGAGGCGUCAAGGUUAAUGAGCGGAUGAAGGGGAUCACGGAUGAGCAGAUUGAGGGGUAUGCGGACAGGUAUGGAGCGUUGAAGAAGGAGUUGAGUGUUACGUGGAGCUUGAUGGCGUUUAGUGCCGGGGUGGUUGAGAGUUUGAUUGUGAGUGAUAGAUGGCUUUGGUUGAGGGAGCAGGAAGGUGUGGGCGAAGCCUGGGUGGAGGCUGUCUUUGAGUAUGGGUUGAGUCCGAGGAAUUUGGUGGUGGUGGGGAUUAAGAAGUGAGAUGUACAGGUUCGGAGUCGAAACUGUGGAGUAGGGGUGGGUGAAAUUCUCAUCCUGUAUGAAACUCUGGUUAAAAGAGUCAUGGGAGGCAGGAAAUACCAUAGAUCUGAGAACAUAGACCAUAGAUGAUAGACAUACAGGCUUCAUAGAGUUGACACAUCUCAGACUCAAUUGAGAGGCUACCAACUAUCCACACUACUCAGCAUUCAAGCAUUCUGCCA
Molecule: messenger RNA, 2280 nt
Organism: Cadophora gregata
Lineage: Eukaryota; Fungi; Ascomycota; Leotiomycetes; Helotiales; Ploettnerulaceae
Exons: 1
Coding region: 143-2059 (638 amino acids)
Source: RefSeq, a predicted model, not a curated record